UUCUCCUCACUCGCCCGACCAUUCUGUCACUCGCGCUCGCCCACUCUCUUCAUCUCUCCCUCUCCUCCCUCUCUGCCACUCUCUCGAUCCCACCCCGUGCCCCGGGGAGGCUCUGAGCCUCAUUAUCUUCUUCUCCUUUCGUCGUGGUCUCAUCUCUCGCGAGACUAGGUCUUAUCUCUUCCUUCUUUCGUCGUCCAGACAGCGAGCGAGUAAGCAGGCGAGCAAGUAGAGCGAGCUCACGCGGAGCGACGAGCGAGCAGCUCAAUCGUUCAAUUUGCCCGACGAGUGUGGGGCACAUCUGCCCGAGUGCGCGGUAGGAUUGAUUGUAGUGCGUCGCGUCGUCCGACGUUGGGGUAGACGAGAGCCUGGGAAACGGAGGCGAGCAGGAGAGAGUAGUGGGGUGAGUGAUUGUGCGAGGGGUGCAGGGGCAGACGCAGGCGAAGGACGGCAUUCCGAGGUCCCGAAUGAUCAGGACCUGACAGCCCGGGGUGGCGCUGCGGUAGAUGAUUUACAGGGUCGCGUGUCAAUUUGCGGGCUUGAUUGAUUGAGUGACCGACGUUCGCUCGGAGGGCCGGCUCAUCGAUCGAUUCUCAGCUGUGAUUUCUGGUGAAAGCAAGCGGAGUGGGGACUGGGUUGAGCGGGGAAGAGGAGGAUGAAACGCAGGAGGACUGGGGAACAGGCAGCAUCAGCAGCAUUUCAGUUUUCGACGGUCGUGGAGGUGGUUGGGAAUCUGCGGACCAAAGUUGCCCACACUCUUCAGCCCGCUUAAGCUCGAGCAUCUCGCUCUGAGGUACGAGAGGGCAAGCCUCGGGUAGUCCAAUAGCUGCGGUCGGUCGCCACUCGAGCUAGCGCCUGUAGAAAGACGAAGACGAAGAAGAGAAAGAAGUCUCACGACGAGGGAGAGAAGCUCAGCUGCGUGCCUCACUCGCCCCUUUCUCACCUCGCGAGGUCGAGCUUGGGCACAAUGAGUCAAAAUGCGCAUGCUGCCGUGCUUAGUCGAGGUUCAGGUGCAGGGGGAGCGAUUGGGUUAGGUCACAGUGUUAGUAAUCCCCCGGGGAGUAGCAGCAACAUGAAUCUGAGCUCUGCGUCCUCCGUGUCGUGGAGUCUUGUGAACAAUGGCGCUCUGACAUCUGGAGCUUCCGGAAACCAGAACAUUUCGGCCUCCGCCAGCCAUCAGCAGCAGCAGCAGGAUGCCAAGGCUGCUGCUUCUCCGCAGAACAGCAAUCAGAGCGGCUCCACGCUGAAGGAGCACGACCUCCUAGGCUUAUCGGAGGUCUCGUCCUCGACCAGCCGAGGAAGCCCCGUCACCCAGGACAGUCUGCAGGACGAGUGCAAUGAUUUCGAGGAGUUGAAUCUGAAAUUGGGUCCUCCAGCAGUCCGCAAGAACUCGUACCCAAGAACUCAAGCCUCGGAGCCGCAGCCGCAGCAAGCUCCGGCAGUGCUCGAAAGUGGAAACUCCCACGCAGGCUCGGAGGUGAGCCAGCAAGCCACGGAGCAGGGGACGGCCUUCGCGGAGAAGAGCCCCUCGAGCGCAGAACAGAACGCCGCAGCCAACGAGCAGCAGCAGCAGCAGCAGGCCGAUCGAGGCCUGGCCAGCUAUGGCGUGCGCGGGGGUGGCGACAUGUCCCAAGCGGGGAUGGCCGAUGCCGCCUCGGGCAACCAGGGCUGCCGACCCUCCAUCGACAGCGAGGCCCUUAUGAAAUGGCACGCCGAGCAAGUCGGCGAUCGCAAGACGUCGAACGAGUCUCUCCGACUCGGAAUCUCUCUGCACUCGCAGCAGCGCGGGCCGGCGCAGGAUGGAGUCAGCGAGAAGAAGCCAUUUCUCAGCUCCGUCGACCCCAAACAGCAACAGCAGCAGCAGCAACCACAGCAAGACGAUCCAUGUUGGCAGGCAGACCGCAAUUUCCAAGACGACGUCUCGAACAUGGACAACAACAUCAUCAGCAACAAGCAAGAACGCCCCUCCGUGGUCCAGGAGCAGCAGCAACAACAACAACAGCAGCAGGUCGCCAAGCAACAACAGCAGCAGCAGCAGCACCUCGAGAGGCAGAAGCAGCAGCAGCAGCACGAGGCGUAUCAGAUGACGGAGAAGAGACCGCUCAUCGAGAGGAAGUGCCUGCCGGCGCUGCAGCAGCCGGAGCAGCAGCAGAGAUUUCAGAGCGUGCCCGAGCGGAGCCCACGGCUGCAGCAGCAGCAGCAGCAGCAGCAGGAGCCCAACGGGGGCAACAGAUUGUGGUCGAGCCAGAUGAAGUACCGCGAGUGCAUGGUGUCGUCGACGGCCUCGGACUUCCAGGCGCAGCAGGAUCUCGAGAGCAGGGCCGGCUACGCGGUCGCGGCGCAGGGCUUCGCCGCGCAGCAGCGCAACGUGUACGCCGCUGCCCCCUCCAACAAGCUCGGGGCUGUGGCCGGCGCCAAGCGCAACUUCGACUCCAUCACCGGCUCCGACGCCCGCAGCGCCAACGGCUCCGACGCGCGCAGCUUGCCCCUGCCCCUGCCCCUGUCCGGCGGAGGCCCCAUGAGCUCCAGCAACAGCCCCUCGUCCGAGGCCGAGGCCAAAGCCCUGUGCCAGCAGCAGAUGAAGGCGCAGAGCGGCCUGCCCAUGUACCCCUGGGGGCCUAAGGCCGCUAUCCCCAGCCAAUGGCACAUCGGCCUCGAGCAAUCCGGUGGCUCCUUCGGCCCCUUCCCCUCUCAGAGACCCGGCCGUGCCCCGAUGAGCAAGCCCCCGUCCGAGGCUGGCGUCGACGCCAAGGUCUGGGACGGCCAAGCCAAGAGCCACCAGGAAAUCGUCUCGACCGCCUCGCAGCAGCAGCAGCAGCAGCAGCAGAAGAUGUCCGCCCCUGCCGAAACCAAGCAGCAAUCGUCGAACGAGGCCGCCCCGUCGCCGGCUGCCGAUGUCGCCGUCUCGUCUGCCCCCAGAGCUGCCGCAGCCCCUCCUGCCGUAGGUUGGCCUCCCAUUCGAUCGUUCCGGAAGAACUUGGGCGUCACGCCGCGACAAGUGCCUCCCGAGACCCCUCCUCGACAGACCGCCCCACAACAACCAGCCGUGUCCACACCAUCGGUGGCUGGCCAGUCAAACUCCUGGUUUGUGAAGGUUCACAUGGAUGGUGUCCCAAUCGGGCGCAAGGUCGACCUGAGGACCAACAGCUCUUACGAGAAGCUCUCGCAAAUGCUGGAUGAGAUGUUUCGGACUUUUGUCAAUGGGCAAAAUGGAUCGAACAGAAUAACCCUCGCCUCCGAUAUUAAGCGCAAUUUCCUCCAAGGACCAGACUACGUCCUGACGUACGAAGAUCAAGAUGGAGAUCUCAUGCUCGUCGGAGAUGUGCCUUGGACGAUGUUCAUUGACACCGUGAAGAGAUUGCGGAUAAUGAAGGGAUCUGAAGCUAUUGGUCUCGGGACCAGAGCGGCCGAGAAAGCAAACAAGACGACUCAACCGAACGUGUGAGCCAUGAAGUAUUAGUAGUAGAUUUUGUAUUUCUUUCUGAGAGGUGAACAGCCGUUGAGUACAAAUCAACCCAGGGCUCUCGUAACGGGAGCCAACAAAUUUUCACUAUCCUCUUGUGCAGCAGGGUUUGUAGGGGAUGAGGGCGAGACCAGCUUGGAACUGAACAUAGAACAAAUCAAUUAAUCAAUGGGCCCUAGUUUUUUGCCCGUUCUAUCUAUGACAGGGUUUUCUCCAUGGUCAGAACUUCUAUAUAACCUGAGGAUUUUACUGUAUCAUUCUACUUACAUCUGUAAUGUCAAUCAAGCGGCACAUAAGUAAUUAAGUUCAUGGAAUAGAGGAUAUAUGACCCUCCGCCUUCUCCAAUUUCUUCUUGGGACUUCCUUCCAGAGUACCAAGCUUUUAGCUUAGAUCCCCUUCCAGUUUUUGCUGAGGUUUCUAGAGAACACAAGGUAGGGCAUUGAAAUUGUAGAAUGAAGGCAAAACUGAAGUCUUCCCUGGGAUUCUUCCAUGUACCAGAGUUCUUAACUCAUAAUUUCGGUUUCAGAACACGGUUUCUGAAUUGUUUACCAUCAUUCACCGAUUGCGUCGCUUUGUGCUCGAAGACACCAGUGUAUACUUC
Molecule: messenger RNA, 4061 nt
Organism: Marchantia polymorpha subsp. ruderalis
Lineage: Eukaryota; Viridiplantae; Streptophyta; Marchantiopsida; Marchantiales; Marchantiaceae
Source: the annotation of a GenBank genome assembly